This is a messenger RNA of Aphis gossypii (cotton aphid), 1140 nucleotides long. RefSeq lists its product as uncharacterized. Gene Ontology annotation, molecular function: protein dimerization activity. The record is from RefSeq and is a predicted model, not a curated record. Lineage: Eukaryota; Metazoa; Arthropoda; Insecta; Hemiptera; Aphididae. The transcript has 3 exons. Bases 1 to 1140 code for a protein of 379 amino acids.
AUGAAAACUUGGUUAGAAGAAACAGCAUUUCGUCCAUAUCAUGUAACAUAUAUGAGUCACGAUUCACAAAAUGAAUUUAUUCAUCUACUAGCAAAAGAAACAAAAAAAAAAAUUGUAUCAGAAGUAAAAAAAGCUCAAAUGUAUUCUGUUAUGGCAGAUACCACUCCUGAUCUUUCAAAUCGUGACCAAAUGUCUGUGUGUGUUCGAUAUGUAGACACAAAAUCAAAAGUUUGUGAACGAUUAAUUGAAAUAACAGAAACUCAAGAUAAAACUGGAAAAGAACAAUUGGAGGCUUCAGAUCUUAAUAUCGUUGAUGGUAUUGUGUUAAUAGAUUGUGCAGUAAAAUCAUUAAAAGAAAUCCGAAAUAAUACAGAACAAUUAAAUAAUCUCAUAUCAACUGCUAAAAGACAUCAUAGGAAACGGUUGAAUCCCAAGAAGAUUGAUACCAAUUCCAAUACUCAAGCUGAUUUCACAUUAGAAUCAUUUUAUCGAAAAGAAUUUAAUCAUGUUUUGGAUACUUUAAUAAAUUUGAUGGCAGAAAAUUUGAAAUCUUGUCUUUCUUCAGUGCAAUCUAUCUACCAUAUUUUAUCAGUUCCAAUAAAAUCGACCAUUACAUUAGAAGAUAUAAAGAAAGCAUUUUCUUUAUUUCCUCCAGGUUCAGAUAUGUCUAAGGUAACUGAUUUUGAAGGAAUUCUGUGUGAAAUAAAUAUAUUAAGACUUAACACAGAUGACGAUUCGAAUAACACAUUGAAGUUAAUCAUGGAAUCAAGUAAUAAGUUGAAAACUGUUAUACCAUUAGCUAAUGCUUUAUGUCGCUUAGCAUAUACAUCACCCGUCUCUACAGCGACCAAUGAAAGAGUAUUCAGUAUUCUUAAGUUUGUAAAAAAUCAUUUGCGAACAACAAUGACUGAUGAACGAUUAGACAAUCUUAUGGUGCUGAACUCAUCCAAGGAUAUUCUGGAUGAGAUUGACAUGUCAACAAUGAUAGAGAGUUGGGCAACCCUUAAGAGGACGCUCUACCAAAAGCGAAACGUAUGCAACGGCCAAGAGAAUGCGCUAUUAAGUGUUUUUGUGAUCCACAAGCGCGCGGCGUUUAAGCCACGCCCACAUUCGCAGUUGUCGGCGGCCGACAAGUGCUAG